AAUCAUUUCACCUGUAUCUAUGUUUUCUCCCUCUAUAAACGAAGAUAAUUUCUAGUCCCUUGGAUUUCCUGUGUUGCCUGUCUUUGGUUCUCCUGACAGUGAUUGACAGUGAUUAACUGUCGCAGUCACGUGCUCCAGUAAAGAUGAUACAGCUGCAAUGGAAUAACACAAGCUCCCCUCCAACCAACACAGAGAUCACGCGAACCAUUCAUUUCCUCAAAGAUGCACCGAGGAGAUACACCGGAUUGAGCCUUUCCGCGCUAUUUCACAUCUCACAAGAGUUGAUAUCACGUUGCUUUAUCUUAUCUUAUUCUUGACUCACCUUCACCCUCCUCAGCCUCACAACAUGCCUACGGUACCUACCCGAGGCGGUCCUUCGAGGGCGCAAGCUACGUACACGGGGGGAAAGGUCUUGCCUUAUCAAAAGAAAGGUCAGGCUGUUCGUGGCGCUUCUGGGAAGACGGUCCUUAGUGGUCGUCGCCAUCGCAAGAUCCUUCGAGACUCAAUUAAAGGAGUCACCAAGCCCGCUAUCCGCCGUCUAGCGCGCCGAGGAGGUGUGAAGCGUAUUUCCGCUGACAUCUAUGAUGAGGUCCGAGCUGCAGCCAAGUCACGGCUUGAACAGAUCCUCCAAAUGUGUGUUAUAUACGUUGAGUAUAGAAACGCCAAAACCGUGACCGUUCACGAUGUCAUUCACAGUCUCUCCAGGUUCGGCCGACCCAUUUAUGGGUUUGACCCAGACACAUACGAUGGCCAGAACAAACCCAAGGCCUAAACCAAAUCAUUCCUGCGAAUCAGAUUUUACGUGUCUUUCAUUUGACAUGAGCGGUGUUAGGCGUCAUUUCAGCGCAUUGUUUUGAGCAAAAGGCAUAUUCUGUUUGAAGAAUCGAAAGAUUGAUUGAUAUUGAUCAUGAGCUGUGUGUGCCAUAACCUAUAAAUUAUGAACUUCUGUAAACGAAAGGAAUAUGAUAUGAUCUGGGGUAUCUCAAGUGACUGUACGAGUAGUAGGUACGAUAUCAAAAAAAAAAAAAAAAGAAAGAAAAAAAGAAGAAAAAGA
Molecule: messenger RNA, 1054 nt
Organism: Fusarium verticillioides 7600
Lineage: Eukaryota; Fungi; Ascomycota; Sordariomycetes; Hypocreales; Nectriaceae
Product: histone H4
Exons: 6
Coding region: 347-772 (141 amino acids)
Biological process (GO): nucleosome assembly
Molecular function (GO): structural constituent of chromatin; protein heterodimerization activity; DNA binding
Source: RefSeq, a predicted model, not a curated record